UUCUCGGCCCAAAAUCCCUCCGUUCCGGACUUUUCCCCCUUUUAUCAAAUUCAUUUAAUUUCACCUCUUUCCUCCGAUUCAAAUCCGCGUUCUUUUCUCUCUCUCUCUCUCUUCUUCCUUCUCCCCACUGUCGUCUCUCAGAGUCAGAGGUCAAAUAUUUGGCUGUUUUUUUUUCCCUCCUUUUGCUUCCUCCCCUCUCUCUUCUUCCUCCCCAUGCUUCUCGAUCUGUAGUUCAUUCUUCUCUUCUCAAUUUUCUUCCUCAUCCACACUCUUCUUCCUUCACUCUAUCCUACCUCUGCUACUUCAACUUCUACUUUCAUCGUCAGAGCUGUAGGCUAUGGACGGCGGUGCUCCGUACAAUCCACGUACCGUGGAAGAGGUGUUUAGGGAUUUCAAGGGCCGUAGAGCUGGUUUAAUCAAGGCUCUAACUACUGAUGUUGAAGAGUUCUACCAGCAAUGUGAUCCUGAGAAAGAAAAUCUUUGCCUCUACGGAUUUCCUAGUGAGCAGUGGGAGGUCAAUUUGCCUGCGGAAGAGGUGCCUCCAGAGCUUCCAGAACCUGCGCUGGGCAUAAAUUUUGCUAGAGACGGAAUGCAAGAAAAGGACUGGCUAUCUUUGGUUGCGGUGCAUAGUGAUGUUUGGCUGCUUUCUGUGGCAUUUUAUUUUGGAGCUAGGUUUGGAUUUGAUAAGACAGAUAGGAAGCGUCUAUUUAAUAUGAUAAAUGAUCUUCCAACAAUAUUUGAAGUGGUGACAGGGACAGCCAAAAAACAAGUUAAGGAUAAAUCAUCAGUUUCAAAUCAUAGCAGUAAUAAAUCUAAAUCAAAUUCAAAGCGGAGUUCCGAACCUCAAAUAAAAAAUACAAAAGUUCAAUCGAAAGACGAGGAAGAGGAAGGCUUGGAAGAGGAAGAUGAGGAAGAACAUGGAGAAACACUUUGCGGAGCUUGUGGAGAGAAUUAUGCAUCUGAUGAGUUCUGGAUUUGCUGUGAUAUUUGUGAGAAAUGGUUCCAUGGGAAGUGUGUGAAGAUCACUCCGGCGAGAGCCGAGCACAUUAAGCAGUACAAAUGUCCAUCUUGCAGCAACAAGAGAAUCCGACCCUGAUGCGGUUUGCACAGAACACGUGUGGUAUUUAUUAGCAACAACUUCUCCUCCCUUCCCAAACCAAAGUUUAAAAAAAAGGGGAAUAAAAAAAGGAAAAAGAAUGAAGAUAUGUCAAGUAUUGUUCCCCUUAGGAUCUCAGCGUAGACCACUAAUUGUGUAUUAGGAUUAGCUUAAACUUUAAAUAGGACUAUGGUUAGGUUGGAAAUUUAUAUUCUAUGGCAUAUGUGGACAGACUCCUUUCUGUUUGUGUAUUGUAUGAACUAUGUCUUUUGUACGUGGUAUAAGUAUGUGGUAUAAUGUGUUGUUAAAAAGUUCAUAUAUGUCGGGA
Molecule: messenger RNA, 1424 nt
Organism: Benincasa hispida (wax gourd)
Lineage: Eukaryota; Viridiplantae; Streptophyta; Magnoliopsida; Cucurbitales; Cucurbitaceae
Product: PHD finger protein ALFIN-LIKE 4-like
Biological process (GO): regulation of DNA-templated transcription
Cellular component (GO): nucleus
Molecular function (GO): transcription cis-regulatory region binding; histone binding; transcription coregulator activity
Source: RefSeq, a predicted model, not a curated record